This is a messenger RNA of Saimiri boliviensis boliviensis (Bolivian squirrel monkey), 1965 nucleotides long. NCBI's taxonomy places the organism in Eukaryota, Metazoa, Chordata, Mammalia, Primates, Cebidae. The record is from RefSeq and is a predicted model, not a curated record.
GCCCGGUGCUCCUCAUGACUGGCGUUGUGCGCAGAGAGGGAAAGCGUGGCUACUGAUCUCUGGUCAGUGUCUCUCAUAGCUCCCACUCCACAAGACUUCAGGGGCUUCUCUGACAUCUGAGCUUCUUAUACCCUCCCUGGAAAUGUCAUCGCCCUCCUCAGAUUCUCAUCUUGAGUGCAAGUUGAAGAACCUGAAAGUAGAAUGCCACUGUCUAUAGCCUCUCUCUCGCCCUUGCUCCAGUAAACCAACAACCUCCAGCAAUGUGUGCCACUGCCAUCACGAAUACCCAGCUAAGACCUCAAUGCCAUCACGCUGCCUGGGGCUCUGCAGUUUUCUCAUGGUGAACCCUUGAUGGAUUUACUAUUGCUUGAGAAAUGGCUAGGAUCGGAUUGGGGUUUGGAAGAUGGAACUUUCAUCCAUUAAAGAGGAAGAGUUCAUUGCUGUUUAAACUCAUAGCUGUUGUUUUUGCUGUGCUUCUAUUUUGUGAAUUUUUAAUCUAUUACUUAGUGAUCUUUCAGUGUAAGUGGCCUGACGUGAAACCCACAGCCGAUGAUGGUGAACAAGCCACACGUGAGCCGGUGCUCAAAGCCAUGUUUCUGGCUGACACCCACUUGCUUGGGGAAUUCCUAGGCCACUGGCUGGACAAAUUGCGAAGGGAAUGGCAGAUGGAGAGAGCCUUCCAGACAGCUCUGUGGUUGCUGCAGCCGGAAGUCGUCUUCAUCCUGGGGGAUGUCUUUGAUGAAGGGAAGUGGAGCACCCCUGAGGCCUGGGCGGAUGAUAUGGCGCGGUUUCAGAAAAUAUUCAGACAUCCAAGUCCUGUGCAGCUGAAGGUAGUUGCUGGAAACCAUGACAUUGGCUUCCACUAUGAGAUGAAUAUAUACAAAGUGAAACGAUUUGAGAAAGUGUUCAGCUCUGAAAGACUGUUUUCUUGGAAAGGCAUUAACUUCGUGAUGGUCAACAGCGUGGCACUGAAAGGGGACGGCUGUGGCAUCUGUUCUGAAGCCGAAGCAGAACUCAUUGAUGUUUCUCAUAGACUGAACUGCUCCCGAGAGCAGGUACGUAGCUCCAGCCAGUGUGGACCUGGGCCUCUGCUACCCACAUCUGCCCCCAUCCUCCUGCAGCAUUAUCCUCUGUACCGGAGAAGUGAUGCUAACUGUUCUGGGGAAGACGCUGCUCCUCCAGAGGAACGGAACGUCCCAUUUAAGGAGAACUAUGAUGUGCUUUCUCGGGAGGCAUCACAAAAGCUGCUGUGGUGGCUCCAGCCGCGCCUGGUCCUCAGUGGCCACACGCACAGCGCCUGCGAGGUGCACCACGAGGGCCGAGUUCCCGAGCUCAGCGUCCCGUCUUUUAGUUGGAGGAACAGAAACAACCCCAGUUUCAUCAUGGGUAGCAUCACGCCCACGGACUACGCCCUCUCCAAGUGCUACCUCCCACGUGAGCACAUGGUUUUGAUCAUCUACUGUGGAGCAGUGGGCUUCCUUGUGGUCCUCACACUCACUCACUUUGGGCUUUUAGCCUCACCUUUUCUUUCUGGAUCAAACCUGCUCAGAAAGCAUAAGACAAGGUGAAGAGCAGUUGACGUUUGCACUUAGCAAUAAAUAUCAAAACCCAAAUAAUGAAACUUUGGGCAGAGAUCAUGUUAGAAUCAAGUGGAUGUUGAGAACAAUUAUAGGCUGUCUCUCUGCACAUCACAGAAAUUCUCAAUCACUGAAAUGAGUAACUGCAAAAUAAAUAGUUGAUUGUACUGUUCUCAUGCUAUAAAAAUGGACAGGUACUCUACAACAAAUCUGUUUUCUCAUUUUUAUCAAAUAUAUGCAUCAUCGAAGGUUGCAUCUGUACAGUAUGUAAAUGCUAUUAAUGUCAUCACUCACAUGCACGACAGUCCUUGCUCCCCCAGGAAGGGCCUGGUGACCCCAGCACACACUGAGAUUAUGUGUAUACAUAAAUAAUGGGCUUGUUUCCCUC